CAGCUCUGUGAGUGAGGGAGUGUAAAAGAGGAGGGACAGCUGAUUCUCUCAGUGCCGCAGCUGCUGCUCUCCUGUGCGCUGAUAAAAGAGCGAGAGACAAGGACGAGAAAGGGACGAGGGAGUGAGCGAGGAAGAGAAAUGCCACAGAACGUGCUGCUGGAGGGGCCAGCCCCUUGGGGAUUUCGCCUCUCUGGGGGCAAAGACUUUAACCAGCCUCUGACCAUCACCAGGGUGACUCCUGGCAGUAAGGCCUCACGGGUCAAUCUGUGCCCAGGGGACGUCAUCCUGGCCAUUGAAGGGGUCUCAACAGAUGGUAUGACUCAUGGUGAGGCGCAGAACAAGAUCAAAGACUCUACUCACCAACUUUGCCUCAAGAUAGAGAGGCCUGAAACCAAACUCUGGUCACCACAAGUCGUGGAGGAGGGCAAAGUGCACCCAUUCAAAAUCAAUCUGGAGGCGGAACAACAAGAGUAUAAGCCAAUAGGCACAGGCCACAACAGAAGGGCGCAGCCAUUUGUGGCUGCUGGCAACUUGGAUGACAAAAGACAGGUGGUGAGCUCUUCCUACAACACCCCUAUAGGCCUCUACUCUGAGGGCAACAUCCAGGACGCCCUGCAUGGACAAAUCCGCGGCCUGGUGCAUGACAGGCCUGAGGGAGAUAACAUAUCUCAGGGGGUGAUGGGAAAUGCAGUUCAAGUCCCUUGCUCAGUACCAGUUAAUAAUCCCACUCAGAAUGAAGCCCUGGCUCUUGCUGCUCAGUAUAACUCCCCCAUUAACUUGUACUCGGAUGCCAGUCUGUCAGAAGCAAUACAGCAGGCUCAGAUGUCUGCUGGAAAUGAACAGGCACCACCCAGUGGAAAAGUCCUGAACACCAUUGAAGACUCUCAUGUGUACCGAAUGCUGCAGGAGGAUCAUGACAGACCACAUGAGCCUCGCCAGUCUGGUUCUUUUAAGGCCCUGCAGGACUAUAUAGACAGUGAUGGUAAAAAGCCUCUGGUAACAAGAAGUGUCAAAGCUCCAGUGACAAAGCCCCAAGCAGCCUCUGGCUCGCUACAGAAACUGCCUUUGUGUGACAAAUGUGGCAAUGGCAUUGUGGGUACUGUGGUCAAGGCGCGGGACAAGUUCCGCCACCCUGCCUGCUUUGUGUGCUCGGACUGCGGCAUGAAUCUGAAGCAGAAGGGCUACUUCUUUGUGGAGGGACAGAUGUACUGUGAGACUCACGCUCGGAUCCGAAUGAGACCUCCUGAAGGCCACGACCUGGUCACUGUGUACCCCAACGCUUAAAGGACACCAUUGCUCAGGUUUUCAUAGCCAACUGUUGCUGCAACUCAUUGAAACUUGUAGGAAUGCUUAUUGCUUGCUCAACUCUGCUGUAAGCAUGGCAUGUCUGGUGUAUAUUUUGUGCUUGUUCACAUUUCAGGGCAAUAAGUAGGCUCUAAUGGAGCAGCAGCAAGAGACCUUGCCUACUGAAUUCUGAAUUUCAAUACUAACUGGUGCUUUUGGGUUUGAAAUAUGCUGAAAAUUUGAAACACAUAUUUUUCUUUUAACGAAAACAUUAGCAACUUUCUGCACAUGCUGGUAUUCGUUUCUAUGACGUUAUUUGUGUGUGAAAUCUUACACAUGCAGUAAAUUCAGAACAUGCCAGAAAAUACUGUUGUAUUAAUUUGUUCCAGAAUACAUUUCUAACUGAAAAUAAACCAUUAAAUUUCAUACAACUCACUAACCGCUCUGAAGGGACUGAAUAGAUCGAAAAUGAGAAUUAAGAAGUGUAUAUAUGUCUUUAAUCUUAAUACGGUCACCUGCCAGACAUCACAGCUCUUAAUAUGCCAUGACAGAGGAGACUUGAUUGUAGUUUGUGAAGUUCACAAACCUGCAAAUAAAAAAAGUGAAAAUUUAGAGACACAAUUCAUUCAGCAGUGUGUAUAAAUGGGAUAAAAUUAACAGCAAAAAAGUAAAGUUACAAUAGAGGAAAACCAGCACUGUUGUUAAUAUGAUAAAAGUCUGUGGACUGAUUGCUGAAUGAGAAUAUGCACCUUAUGCUCCUCAGUAGAGGUUCAGAUUAGGGGUGUAGAAAUGCAUUGAUGCAUUGUGAUUGCACAGAUCUGAAGGUGGCAAUUCAACUGCAUUGUUUUUUUUCAAACGUUAGAAUUGAUUAUGAUUGAAGAAUAUUCAAUAAAGUAUGUGCUCAUUUU
This is a messenger RNA of Colossoma macropomum (tambaqui), 2192 nucleotides long. RefSeq names its product PDZ and LIM domain 3b (gene pdlim3b). Lineage: Eukaryota; Metazoa; Chordata; Actinopteri; Characiformes; Serrasalmidae. Gene Ontology annotation, molecular function: actin binding; muscle alpha-actinin binding. The transcript is spliced from 8 exons. The coding region runs from base 139 to 1284 and encodes 381 amino acids. The record is from RefSeq and is a predicted model, not a curated record. Gene Ontology annotation, cellular component: Z disc; filamentous actin; stress fiber. Gene Ontology annotation, biological process: muscle structure development; heart development; actin cytoskeleton organization.